Molecule: messenger RNA, 3254 nt
Organism: Mesocricetus auratus (golden hamster)
Lineage: Eukaryota; Metazoa; Chordata; Mammalia; Rodentia; Cricetidae
Gene: Nadk2
Product: NAD kinase 2, mitochondrial
Exons: 13
Coding region: 158-1510 (450 amino acids)
Biological process (GO): NADP+ biosynthetic process; NAD+ metabolic process
Cellular component (GO): mitochondrion
Molecular function (GO): NAD+ kinase activity
Source: RefSeq, a predicted model, not a curated record
UGUCCCCCGUCGUCUCGGGGGCUCCAGGCCCGCGCCAACGUCUGGGCACGUCCCCCCUAGUGGCGCGUUCCACGCACGUCCGCGCACUUAACCUCUGCGCGCCCGGCGCUGUGCUGGCGUCGGGGAGUGCGAGCCUGCGGCGGCAGCCCCGCGGACCAUGACUUGCUACCGGGGCUUCUUGCUGGGCAGCUGCCGGCGCGUGGCGGGAGGCCGGGCGGCUCUGCGGGGCUCGGGCGCGGACGGACGGCGGCACCUGGGGCACGGGCAGCCGCGCGAGCUGGCGAGCCGUGGUAGCCGCGCCGACGGAGGCUUCCGCCCCUCGCGGGUGGUGGUGGUGGCGAAAACCACUCGCUACGAGUUCGAGCAGCAGCGGUACCGCUAUGCGGAGCUCUCGGAGGAGGACCUGAAGCAGCUGCUUGCAUUGAAAGGCUCGAGCUACAGUGGACUACUUGAACGACAUCAUAUUCACACCAAAAAUGUAGAACAUAUAGUAGAUAGUUUACGGCACGAAGGGAUUGAGGUCCGCCUAGUAAAGCGGAGGGAGUACAAUGAAGAAACUGUUGGAUGGGCUGAUGCUGUCAUAGCAGCAGGAGGUGACGGCACGAUGCUUCUGGCAGCCAGUAAAGUUUUGGACAGACUUAAGCCUGUUAUUGGGGUCAACACUGAUCCGGAACGGUCUGAAGGCCACUUAUGUCUGCCUGUUCGAUACACACAUUCCUUCCCUGAAGCCCUGCAGAAGUUCUCGCGUGGCGAGUUCAGGUGGCUGUGGAGACAGCGUAUCAGAUUAUAUCUGGAAGGGACUGGCAUAAACCCCACCCCCGUAGACCUUCACGAACAGCAGCUGAGUUUGAAUCAGCACAGCAGAGCCUUCAACAUUGAAAGAGCUGAUGAUGAAAGAUCCGAGGCAUCGGGACCUCAGCUUUUGCCAGUGCGAGCACUCAAUGAGGUCUUCAUCGGGGAGAGCCUGUCAUCCAGAAUGCCUUAUUGUUGGGCUGUAGCAGUGGACAAUUUAAGAAGAAGUAUACCCAAUCUAAAGGGACUGGCUUCGUACUAUGAAAUUUCAGUUGAUGAUGGCCCAUGGGAAAAGCAAAAGAGUUCAGGACUCAAUUUGUGUACUGGAACAGGAUCAAAGGCCUGGUCAUUCAAUAUCAACAGGGUUGCAGCUCAGGCUGUUGAAGAUGUUUUAAAUAUUGCAAGACGACAAGGAAAUCUGACUCUUCCAUUGAACAAAGAGUUGGUAGAAAAAGUAACAAAUGAAUAUAAUGAAUCAUUGCUCUACAGUCCUGAAGAACCAAAAAUACUUUUCAGUAUUCGAGAGCCAAUAGCAAACAGAGUUUUCUCAAGCAGCCGUCAACGUUGUUUCUCAUCAAAAGUUUGUGUCCGUUCUCGAUGUUGGGAUGCCUGCAUGGUUGUGGAUGGAGGAACUUCUUUUGAAUUUAACGAUGGAGCAAUUGCUUCAAUGAUGAUCAAUAAAGAAGAUGAGCUUCGAACUGUGAUUCUAGAGCAGUGAAGGAUUUCCUCAGACAACACAUUUGAUUACUAGAAGUAUUUUUUUUUUCUGCAGAUACAGAUGACCAGCCAUAAACCUACCUUAUUUUGGUCCUUACUGAGACUGGCUAUCACUAGAGUCAAAGGUGACAAAGUAGGAUCUAUGUCCUGUUCUGUUCCAUUGUGAUAGACAAAAACUGUUCACCAUGUGAGAAAUGGUGGACUAAAUGGAUUAAAAUUACAUUGGUGACAUUUCUAUAUUAUUUACAGUUGGUAACCAAGAGUAUUGACAUUGUUUAGAGAGGCAGGUUAAAUAAAAGGUUAAGUAUUUAGGAUUUCAAAUUUAACUGUAUAAGCGUUUUGGUUUGGUUUUGUUUUUUUCUUCCUAACUUUGUAUUGGCUUUGUGUCAUUUGACUAGUGCAUUAUUUUUAUAGUACCUAAAGGUAAAGAUUUUUAAAAAUUUUGAUGGAGAAUUUUGAUAAAUCAUGAUGUUGACCUAACUGAAGUUGGUAAAUGUGUUUUUAUAUAUGCUAAGAAUUUUCUAGUUCUAGGAAAUAAUGAUGAAAUUAUUAUUGAUUGAAAAAAUUGAAUCAUUUUUAAAAUUACUUGUAGAUGAAUUCUGACUUCUUUUGGUUAAUGUCAGCAAUGCUAGAUAAAGUACAUCUGUUGGGACAAAUGAUGUAAAUGUAUUAAUUUUUCUGUACAAAUUGUUGGUCAGACAAACUUUUUUUUUUAAAUAACUUGAGUCCAGUAGCCCCUUUCCUGUCUUUGAAUCUCUAGUAUGAACUCAAGGAUUAGAAAGAUAACCAAUGAAUAUGUUUUGUUAGGAGUUUGGUAAAACAUUCAAACCUUCUUUUCGUUUUAGAAUUGUCAGCAAGAGAAUUGGGCAUAGUUUUGGAAUUGCCUUACUUUAGCAUUUUUGUAUUCCAAACUUUAAACAGUAGCUCUGUAGGAUAAAAACACCAGACCUUCCCCUACCCCAAUAUAAAAACCUGCCACUUAUUCAGUUGAGUAGUUUUCACUUGGUGGAAUUGGUUUUCAUUGACAAAGCAUUUAUUGAAGAUGCAUUCUGUGUCACAUAUCACGGCAUGCGUUGGAUAGACACUGACUAGACUGUUGAUGGAACUUGAGCCCAGUGAGCUCAGAAGUCAGUGCUGAAAGCUAGGACGCUAAGUAUGAUCAGAUCAAAUGCUCUUAGCUUUGCCAAGCUCAACCUGCUGCUCUUAACAACAAAACAUGAAUGUCGAUGUGCAAGGCAAGCUGGGUUCGUCUAGGUUUUGCUGUUUACUCAGAAUGUGUUCCUCAGGAGUAUCUGCAGAAGGAAAUACGUUAGUGUUUUUGCUGAGCCAAGUCUUACUUUCUAGUUCAAUUUUUUAAAAAAUGAUAAUAUUUAAGAUACCACUUUAUAUGGAAGUUAAAUUCCACACUAUAUAAAUUUCCCCCAAAGGCUAAAAAUACUUUGUGAGGGGGGAAUGCCACUUCUGUCCUUACUAUAUCCAGGAAUCUGGUUGUCCAUGAUUUACCACAGAUCUAUUAAUAUGUACUAUUAGCUAGUAACUAGCUGUGUGGAAUUGUUCAUAAGCUACAUUUGGAAAAGUGUUAAAAUUACUAUGUUUGCAAUCUAACUUCUGCUCUGUUGCAGGAAGGAUUUAUUUGUAAUAGAUGAAUGACAAAGGGUGUUGGAGUAUCAAAAAUGUCUUUUUGAAUGGAUUAACCUUUAAUGACCAUUGUAUGCAAAUAAAACUAAACCAUUGUCUGUUCUUUA